This is a messenger RNA of Betta splendens (Siamese fighting fish), 1437 nucleotides long. RefSeq names its product NME/NM23 nucleoside diphosphate kinase 3 (gene nme3). Gene Ontology annotation, biological process: UTP biosynthetic process; GTP biosynthetic process; CTP biosynthetic process. Gene Ontology annotation, molecular function: nucleoside diphosphate kinase activity. The transcript is spliced from 5 exons. Bases 109 to 612 code for a protein of 167 amino acids. The record is from RefSeq and is a predicted model, not a curated record. NCBI's taxonomy places the organism in Eukaryota, Metazoa, Chordata, Actinopteri, Anabantiformes, Osphronemidae.
CAGCCCGCGUUCUGCUGCUCGUUGCUAAGCAACGCGGGUACGUGAUUACGUUCCCUGGGUGCGUUCACGGUCCGUCCUCCUGUCGGCGUGCUCCGUCCAGCAGCAACGAUGAUCUGCUUCAUUCUCUCGGUGUUUGCUCAGAUUUUAAAGUCAGGAUGGACAGGGGCGAACGAGUGCACAUUCAUCGCUGUGAAACCUGAUGGCGUGCAGCGGAAACUGGUGGGAGAAAUUGUGCGUCGCUUUGAGAGGAGAGGGUUCAAACUGGUGGGCCUUAAACUUGUCAAGGCGUCUGAGAAUCUACUCAGGGAACACUACUGGGACCUCAGGACUAAGCCGUUCUUUAGUGGACUGAUAAUGUACAUGAGCUCCGGCCCAGUCAUUGCAAUGGUCUGGCAGGGGUCAGACGUGGUCAAGACCGUGCGUAAGAUGUUGGGAGAGACCAACCCUGCAGACUCUCUGCCUGGAACCAUCAGAGGAGAUUACUGCGUGGAAGUGGGCAGGAACGUGAUCCACGGCAGCGACUCUGUGGAGAGUGCCCAGAAGGAAAUCGCCCUGUGGUUUGGUCAGAGCGAGCUUCAGCGCUGGGAACAGAGCAGCAGCCGCUGGAUCUGAACCGGUGGUCUGUAUUGGUUGUUGGUUUGAACCUUUUUUGUCAUGUCAUUUUGGAGGGAGGUGAAAAAUGAGCAAGGUGAGCUGUUACUUGGCUUUACAAUGUCACUGCUUUACUUAAACAAUAUUAUAAGAAGAAACACUAGCUAAAGUUUACAGUUUUUAAGAAAUAAGGCUGAUGAUGAGAUCUCAACUGUCAUUAUUGAUGGGAUGUUAGGGAGGCGCUGCUUUUAAAUCCACCCAGAAAGUUAAUUUCUACUGCGUUAAAGGUCCAGGACCCAUGAUCUAUGUGUAAACACAGGAGAGAGGCAGCAAACUUCAAAGUUCUUUUCUGCAGUUUUAAUACUAACCACAAACACAUUCACAUUCAUUCAGCCUGUAAAAGGCGCAAAAAAGAGCAUUUACUGACCACAAUCCUCUCAAAUUCCAGUUGUGAUUUAUUGGUUCCUGUUCCUUUUAAAUUUAAAUUAAUUCUUCUGGGAUUAAAAACACUUAAAUACUUGAAUGUAACUAUCAGACGUCCUAAUAGCUUUUCCUCUAUAUUCCGUUUUUUGUAAUUAUCAUAUUUUCCAAGUGAUGUUUUGUUUCAUGGUUCUUUUAUUUUUUUAAGUAUUUUUUUCUUAAUAGUUUGUCUUAAACUAUAAAGUAACUCUAUUUAAACAAAUCUACUACUAAUAAAUGAAUUGCAGCCUUGUUUUAAGUAAUCAAAUUGCAAACGUCCAACCUGCAAAGUGUCACCUGACAGAGCAAGUGUUUUUCCACGUUGUAAGGGUUUAAUGAAUUCUUGCUUUUCUGACGUGUCAAACAAUAAAUCCAAAUUUGAAAUCA